CUGCCCCUCCUCCGAGCUGUGCUCGCUCCGGCGCGCCGGGGGAGGCGGAGCAGAGGCUGCGAUUCAAGCGUCCAUGGCGGGGCCGGGCUCCGAGCCUGGCGAGCUCAGCGACUCCGAGCUGCUGCUGCUGCUGGAGGAGCCGGGGGACCACGUGCUGCAGCCGGGAGACGCUGGAAAGGCAAACUCCUCAAGUGACCUGCCUCUGGCAUCCUUAAAUAAGGUGUUGAUGGAAGACAGUGCAGCCGGGAAGGUGAAAAGAAAGAGAGCGCAGACUCCCCUGGAAAAAUAUUACCUGAAGUACCUUUGCGUGACUGAUCUGUCCACUCAGAGUUGGUGCGAACAACAAAUGGUUUAUGGGAGGGAAGUCCCCCAGCUGCAGGCGCCAGAGACAGUCGUGUUAUUAAACACAGGGAAGAGCAUACAUCUAGCAAGAGAACUAGAAGUCCAUGAUGUAGUGAAAGUACAUACGACCAGCCAGGAAGAUUCUUGGGCAAUAAAAAUACUGAAUCUUCUUUCCGUGAUUCCAGUUCUACAAGCAGGUGGUUGCGUGCGGGAGCUUCCCGUGUUUGGAGUAAUAGAAGAUGUCUUCCUGACGGGAAUUAUUGAUGAACUGUGCUAUAGUGCCAAGGGAGAGCUGGAGCUGAGAGAGCUAAAAACUCGAGGCCGACCUUUUAUGCCUUCUAGAGCACAGAAAAAGAAAGAUUAUUUCCAGGUCUGUUUGUAUAAAUACAUUUUUGAUGCCAUGGUGCAAGGACAACUGAAACCAGAUGUUAUCACCAGUCACAUCCAGCUGAGGCCGGAGCAGCCACUGGGAUCGCAAAUUAGGGAACAUGCUCAGAAAGUAGGAUUCACGGUAACCUGCUUUGGGGACCUCCUGGAACUGAUGUAUCUAAACCUGACACUCUCAGACCUCCCCAGCAUUGACUGUUUGAAAAUCGAAUACAGCCACCAGGAAAGUAACACCCUGCUCGGGACGGAGGUGGUUCGGUUUGAAGAAGAAAAGGUGCGAGAGAAAGCACAGAACUACCUUGCGUACUGGAAAGGACAAAGGGAGGUCCAGGGGGUGGAAAUUGAGGAAGCAUGGAAGUGCCAAUCAUGUAGCUACUCGGAGAUCUGUGAUUGGAGAAAGAAGAGGGCAGAAGGGUCUGAACAGAGAAGCGGACCAAAGAAGAGUAAAUGAAGGCAAUCCUGACCUCCCGGAAGGAGGUUCCUCCUUACUGAUGUGAAAAUAUAUGUGCACUCAAUUCAUGGGGUUAACCAGUCAGAAUGGAGUGGACCAUAAGCGUGGGCCAAACCCAUCACUUUACUAAGCAGAAGUCGUUGCACCAAUGGUGAAUGGCAGCGUGUUCGUAAUGUGACAUUUUAAGUGCUCCUAAGAAAAUACUGUUUUGGAUAGUACAUAUUGUUAUGGGGUGUAGUCUAAGCACAAGGCAAGCUGUGUGAGUUGCUACACUUCUCUGAACCUUCAUUUCCCCAUCUAUAAAAUGGGGGUAAAUGCCUACCGCAUAUGGGUUUUCUGAGGGUUAUGUAAUUUUAUCUUGGUGAAGUGGUUUGAACAAUAGUUUCUUUUAUUUCCUACUGCUCUAAACUCUUAUGUAGAGAAGGUUCCAAACCAUAAGCCCAGAUCCUAACACUCCCAAACUCGGUGCUUCAUCUUUAGUUCCUUUGGAGUAACUUACACCUCAUCUGUCUUCUCCAUCUGCUCUCCCAAAGAUCCUAUAUCAGACAUUCUCUUUAUAAGAUUGAAGCUGAACUCAGCUCUCUCCCAAAACCCAUUAGUGCUACACCAGGGCAUAGUGAUAUGAAGGCUGGAAUUUUUCAGAGGUUGCCUGAAUUUGGCACCUAACUCCCUUAGGUUCCUUUGAAAAUCUCAGCUGAAGGCCCAGCCCUGGUACGAUGCCAAGUACCCUCACUUCCAUUGGUAUCAGUGGGAGAUGUGGUCAUUCGUUGCCUUGCUGGGUCAGCCUCUUAAAAGCCGAUCUGAUUCCGUUCCUUAUGUAAGCCUUUAACCUUUUUAUGUGUUGUCAAAAUUACAUGUUCUAGUAAGUAAGUAAUUUAGAAUCAGCUGACUAUUUAACAUAUUACUUGAUUAUCUGUAUCAAGGAAAAUGUAUUGUUUUUAAAAUGUUUACUGUGUAAUAACAAAGUUCUUAAUUGUGGGGGAAGAGGGGUUGUUUGGUAUGUUUGGGGGGGUUUUACUAUUGAAAUCAAAUAAAUAGAAACUUUCACUAUUUCCAUAGCAGGAAAUUAUCCUGUUAAUUGAAUUUUUUGGGGGUGGGGGGCAGGGGAAAUGAAUUCAUUUCUUCUAUGUUGGACUAAAAACAACCAGUUUUGAUUUUGUGUGUGCAAGGGGGAGUUAAUUAGGAAGGAAAGCUAUAACUACUGCAGAACUUGUGAAAUUUAAAUAUUACAGUUAGAAGAGAAUGCUCAGACAUGAUGAGCUAUGUCCUCAACUAGUGUAAAUUCAUAGAUUGGCUCCUUCAGGCCUUAAAACUUCUUAUUCUGAUCAUCUAAUCUGAUCUAUUGUAUAACACACAUCAUAGAACCUCACCCAAUAAUUUCUGUGUCGAGCCUCUAUCUUCUUGUGUGAGUUAUGUCAUAUAUUUUUAGAAAACCAUCCAGUCUUGAUUGAAAGACUCCAAGUGACAAAGAAUCCACCACCUCCCUGGGUAAGUUGUCCCAAUGGUUAAUCAUGUUCAUUCUUAAAAACUUGUGCCUUAUUUUUCACCUCCGUGCUUCAAUUUCCUUGUUUGUAAAAUGACGAUAAUGCUACUGACUGUUGUAAAGCAUUCUUAGAUCUGCUGAUGAAAAGCACUAUUAGGUAUUAUUAUUUUUAAUCUGAAUUUGUCAUUGUCAUCUUCUGCCAAUUUAAAAAGCCAUUCCUAUCA
Messenger RNA from Chrysemys picta bellii (western painted turtle), 2887 nucleotides. It is a transcript of the gene EXO5, whose product is annotated as exonuclease 5. Gene Ontology annotation, biological process: interstrand cross-link repair. The record is from RefSeq and is a predicted model, not a curated record. Gene Ontology annotation, molecular function: single-stranded DNA 5'-3' DNA exonuclease activity. Gene Ontology annotation, cellular component: nucleus. NCBI's taxonomy places the organism in Eukaryota, Metazoa, Chordata, Testudines, Emydidae.